UCAUUUUAAUUAAGCUUUUAUUUUGAAAGUUCGCACCGGAACUCCUACCCUGAUCUGUGUGACUUGACUGACAUUCUAGUUGCUAUGGUGCAACCUAUGGGUGCACCGUCCAUAGCAACCGAACCACUGAGAGGAACAAUUGAGAUUUUUUUUUUAAGUUUUUAAGAUGACUUCCAUGAAGACAGAAGCGUUACUUUGACUUAAAAAUGCAAGCCACGAAAGUUCUCAAGCCCAAACCAGUGGAGGCUACGAGCCAAACCCUCGAAAAAACCAAACCGGUGAAGGUGCGCACGGUUAACGGAGCACAAAGUCAGCUCACAGUCCCCGCUGUGCGUAAAAGCCGCGCGUCGAGCUGUCCGAGGUGUCCGCCGCGGGACAGGUGUGAGGGGCGCACCGGAGCGGAGGGUCCCGCCUUGAAAACGAGCUGUGGAAGGAGGGCCAGGUCCAGCUCCACCGCCCCCAAAACAACCACAAGAACAAACCCGGAGAGUCGGAGGGCGAGUCAGUCUGGGAAACAUGCGGCUGCUGGUAACCCAAAAUGCCGGGAGAUGACCGCCUGUCCGGGUCAGAGGGAGCAGCAGGGUGUCCGAGCGGAGACAAGAAGUCAGAGUCACAAAGCUUUCACCGUCAUCCCUCCGAACCCCAAGAAAAGAAGAGAGAUCCAGAGAAAGGCGGAGGCGGAGCUCGCCGCUUUAGAGGAGCUUCGGCUGAGCAGAGCAAUGGCGUACGUCUCCAUUGACCCCAGCAGUGUCGGUGGCUGUAUGAGUCUGGAGGAAGUACGGUUGAAGCAGCAGCAAGAAAUGAUGCAAGCCAAGAGGAAACCUAAACCGAUGAAGAAGCAGGUGAUGGAGGAAACAUCUGUCCUGAGAUGCUGAGCGUCGCCCCUCCUCCCGUCUCUGCCGGCAGCUCAACUCCUCGCUGUAGUUGUUUAACGUAAAGGUUUUAAAAUCACAUGUCUAAAUCUAAAAAAUGUAAAUGUAACAUGUAUAGAAACAUUAUUUGUAUACAAAGAAUGGCACUGUGAAGAUUUCAUACUGCAUUAUACGAUCCGUUUUGUGUACAGUUGUUUAGUAUGUCAUGUAAUGUGUAUUUUAUAUAUUAAAUUUAUGUCAA
Molecule: messenger RNA, 1113 nt
Organism: Sander lucioperca (pikeperch)
Lineage: Eukaryota; Metazoa; Chordata; Actinopteri; Perciformes; Percidae
Exons: 5
Coding region: 207-875 (222 amino acids)
Source: RefSeq, a predicted model, not a curated record